UGGUCACUCUCCGGCCAGCCGGGAGCUCUGUCCACGUGGAGAGGAAAGGAGUCGGGUGGGUCUUGAGGGCCUCUGGGUCCUCCAGUCAGGCCUUCGUCGAUCCCUCCCCACCCACCUCCAGGUCGUUGACCGACUCUCGCUAAUAACCACCGCUAGACGUCCCCCAGCGAGGAGCCAGCCCCCCGCGGAGGAGCCUGCCCGCCUCGCAGCCGCCACAAAGACCCGGAGAAGUGGAAUUUCACUUCGAAACUCCGUGCGGCGCGACGGGCAGCGCUGGGCAUGCUCAGUAGGCGCGGCGCGUCUGGCUGCCGCUGGCGCUGCGCUGGCCCCGCGCGGAGGGCUCCAGGGCUGGCGCGGGAGUCCACCCCGCCUUCGCCGCCGCCGCUGCGGGCUUCCAGAAGGCCGCGCAGUAGCCGCCGCCGAGCGCCUCGCCCCUGCCCUGCUCCGCCUCCCUCCCAGCCACCGCCUCCUCCCCCUCCUCCCCCUCCUCUCUCCCUCUCUUCGGGAGGCGAAGCUGGUGGGGGCUUCUGCGGGCGCCACAGACCGCUCUGCAAACCCAGCCGGGACCCAGAAUGAAACCCGGAGACCAGAGGACCCUCGGCGGUGGCUCUUUCUAAUCACACUUUGCCUCGAGUGGGGUCGUGGCGGAGUUCCUCCUCCACCGCUCAAUGCAAGCACUAUGCGGACAGCAGUCGGCUUCCUUGCGCUGUGCCUGCUUCUUAAUCUUCUCGCUGCAGGGUGCUUUUCAGGAAAUAAUGAUCAGUUCGUGGCAAUUCAUCAGAAGAAGAGUGGGAAGCCAGCAUUCGUUUAUCACCAUUCACAAGACAUUGAGAAGAGCCUGGACAUAACUCCACAAAAGAUAUAUAAACAUAGCUACCAUUCCUCUUCUAAAACGCAAAUAAACGAACAGCACCAAAUUGUUAAUUCAGCAUUUCCUAGACCUGCAUACGACCCAUCUCUCAAUCUGCUGGCCAUGGCUGGUCAAGAUCUUGAAGUGGAAAACCUUCCAAUCCCUGCAGCAAAUGUAAUUGUGGUGACACUGCAAAUGGAUGUAAGCAGACUGAACAUAACCUUGCUUCGGAUAUUCCGCCAGGGAGUGGCCGCAGCUUUAGGGAUCUUACCCCAGCAAGUGCACAUCAACCGCCUCAUUGGAAGGAAGAACAAUGUUGAACUAUUUGUGUCUCCUAUAAACCGAAAAGCAGGAACUUCAGAUGCUCUGCCGUCUGAGGAAGUGCUGCGUUCACUUAAUAUAAAUGUUUUACAUCAAAGUUUAUCCCAAUUUGGAAUUAUAGAAGUCUCCCCUGAGAAAAAUGUUUUACAAGGGCAGCAUGAAGCGGACAAAAUCUGGAGCAAAGAAGGAUUUUAUGCUGUUGUCAUUUUUCUCAGCAUCUUUGUUAUUAUAGUAACGUGUUUGAUGAUUCUUUACAGAUUAAAAGAAAAAUUUCAGCUUUCCUUGCGACAAGAUAAAGAGAAAAACCAGGAGAUCCACCUGUCGCCCAUUGCGUUACAACCGGCACAGUCUGAGGCAAAGACGGUCAACAGCAUGGUCCAGCCCGAGCAAGCCCCAAAGGUGCUGAAUGUGGUUGUGGACCCGCAAGGCCGAUACACUCCUGAGAUCAGAGCUACCACCUCUGUCUGUGCUUCUCCUUUCAAAAUGAAGCCCAUAGGACUUCAGGAGAGACGAGGGUCCAACGUAUCUCUUACAUUGGACAUGAGUAGCUUGGGGAAUGUCGAACCCUUUGUGGCUAUCCCAACCCCACGGGAGAAGGUGGCAAUGGAGUAUCUGCAGUCAGCCAGCCGAAUACUCACAAGAUCACAGCUGAGGGACGUCGUGGCAAGUUCACAUUUACUCCAAAGUGAAUUCAUGGAAAUACCAAUGAACUUUGUGGAUCCCAAAGAAAUUGACAUUCCACGUCAUGGAACUAAAAAUCGUUAUAAGACCAUUUUGCCAAAUCCCCUCAGCAGAGUGUGCCUAAGACCAAAAAAUGUAACUGAUUCUUUGAGCACCUACAUUAAUGCUAAUUAUAUUAGGGGCUACAGUGGCAAAGAGAAAGUAUUCAUUGCCACACAGGGCCCCAUGAUCAACACCGUGAAUGAUUUCUGGCAGAUGGUUUGGCAGGAAGACAGUCCCGUGAUUGUCAUGAUCACAAAACUCAAAGAAAAAAAUGAGAAAUGUGUGCUAUACUGGCCAGAAAAGAGAGGAAUAUAUGGGAAAGUUGAGGUUCUGGUCAUCAGUGUAAAUGAAUGUGACAACUACACUGUUCGAAACCUUGUCUUAAAGCAAGGAAGUCACACCCAACAUGUGAAACAUUACUGGUACACCUCAUGGCCUGAUCACAAGACUCCAGACAGUGCUCAGCCUCUUCUACAGCUCAUGCUGGAUGUCGAAGAAGACAGACUUGCUUCCACAGGCCGGGGGCCUGUGGUUGUCCACUGCAGUGCAGGGAUCGGUAGAACGGGGUGUUUUAUUGCUACAUCCAUUGGCUGUCAACAGUUGAAAGAAGAAGGAGUUGUCGAUGCCCUAAGCAUUGUCUGCCAGCUUCGUGUAGACAGGGGUGGAAUGGUCCAAACCAGCGAGCAGUAUGAAUUUGUGCAUCAUGCUCUGUGCCUGUAUGAGAGCAGACUCUCGGCCGAAACUGUCCAGUGAUUCUCUGAAGAUUGACCAGACCAUCCAGCUCUAGGGGUAGUUAACCAAUUACCCACCUGAGGCUUCUAGAAGGAGCUUCCUGCAGUGGAAGGAAAGAGAAGUCCUGAGGCCAAGCUGUGGCACGGAUUGUGGAAGAUGGCGACAAUGACGGAUCGCCAGCGCCUUGUGUAUAUGAAUGCAUUUGUAAGCAUCCCCGAAAUUAUUCGGAAGGUCCUAUGCUGAUGGAGGUAGAAUAGAUUUCUCACACCGCUGAGGAUUUUGUUUUGUCCGUAUUGACUAUCUGCCACACAGAAUGUAUGUUACAAAAUCCUUGGUGACAUAUGUCAUCAGAUAACAACUGGAAGAGCUGCUGAGGAAAUUAUUAUUGUGUGUUUAGAUGCUUUAAUGUUUGCAAAACCUGUCUUGUGAAUGGAUUGUCAGCUGUUAAACUGUUCCUGUUUUAAGUGCUAUUACCUUUCUCAGUUACCAGAAUCUUGCCGUUAAGGUCGCAAGUGAUUGAUAAUAGAUUUUUAACAAAUAAGUCCUUGUUUUUGGAAAAAAAAAAUCAAAAGCAGUACUAUUUUAUAUGGAAAUGUGUCUUGAUAAUAUUACCUAUUAAAUGUGUAUUUAUCAGUACCUCCUGUCAAUCAAUUACAGAGCACAAUGGUUGUCACUGGAUGUAUAUGUAUUUACUCUCUAUUAUUGUGCAUAGAGGUGGUUUCUGCUCCAGAACUCCCAGCCACUGUAUUUCUACAUUGUGAGUCAUUUUACUUUAAAAGGGAAAAACAUAUUUGUAGCAACUAUAAUGUAUCCAGAAUUUUAAAUACCUGUCUCUCUUUUACUAAGAAGGAAUUUUUGAAUAUUCUGUCUACCUAGAGUCUCUCGCCCCCAAAAAAGGCAGAUGCCUUUCGGAAUGAAGUAACCUGUCCCAUUUCCAGAAGUUCUUCAAAAGGAUGCUGCCAUGGAUAUUCUUAAAUUUCUGAAAGGUUUUAAUCCUCAAGAGACAAAUAAAGUUAAAAAAAUGCACUCAGCAAACACUAGAUGUUCUGCUCAAAUAUGAAUUUUUAAUGCAGCUAUGUUGACUUUGUUUCAUACUGCCAAUAAACUACUCUUAAUACU
Molecule: messenger RNA, 3745 nt
Organism: Mirounga angustirostris (Northern elephant seal)
Lineage: Eukaryota; Metazoa; Chordata; Mammalia; Carnivora; Phocidae
Gene: PTPRR
Product: protein tyrosine phosphatase receptor type R
Exons: 14
Coding region: 680-2647 (655 amino acids)
Biological process (GO): peptidyl-tyrosine dephosphorylation; signal transduction
Cellular component (GO): cell junction; plasma membrane; cytosol
Molecular function (GO): protein kinase binding; protein tyrosine phosphatase activity
Source: RefSeq, a predicted model, not a curated record